AUGUUUACAAACGACUUACUGUUUGUUGCAUUGUGUCUUGUUUUCGCUCUUUAUGUUGGUCAAUUUGUCCAUGUGACUAAUGGCCAAAAUUGUUCAGCAUCAAGUUUAGUUUCGAAUUUCGCUAUUGAUCAAGCUGCCAAUGUUCAAUGUCAAAUUGGCUACGCUCCAGACAAACUUUCAUUACAAUGUAGACCCUAUGACACUGUAUUCGAUGAAAAUUAUGGUAAACUUUGUAAUGUCUCAAGUGAUUGUCAAUUAAGUUUCGUUUGUAGUGAAUUGUCAAAGAUUUGCGUUCCUUCCAAAACCAGAAGAUUAGGAGACGCAUGUCUUGCAAGAGAAAGUUGUGUAGAGCCAUUCAAUUGUUUUAACGGAGUUUGUUCCAUUGUAAAGGAAAGCAGUGAUAGAAAAUUUGGUGAAAAGUGCAAUUUCAUUGAUUAUGCCAAUAAUACAAAGCACUUAUGUAAUCCUACCUUUGCAUGUCUAGCUGUUUCUUAUCCAAUUUAUCACUGUUUUGAAAGAAUAGAAUCUGAUAUUGGUGGAUUUUGUGGUCAGAACUCAACUUCUUUCCAAAGUGGUUCUUGUAAAGUGGGAAUGUGCAAUGCCAUAACUGAACAAUGUGUUCCAUAUCUUACCAAUGCAACAGAAGGUCAAGGUUGUGAAAUUAUGACACCAAAUUCGUAUACCACAUGUGGUUCAAAUUACGAGUGCAGAUUAGGAACGUGCUAUUUGAAAGUAGAUGCAGGACUCGAUGAAACAUGCUUAUAUUACAAUUCUACUUCAUAUACAUUCGGGGUCUGUAGGGAAAAGCUAACAUGUUCAGGUGGAAAGUGUAUUGGAUUGACAAUUUCACCACUUGGUGGAUAUUGUGGUCAAAACUCAACUGGAAGAUAUAACUGUGGCAAUGGAUACUGUUUCCUUGAAAAGUGUGUACCUUAUGUGAGUUCUCUAAUAGGAGGAAAGUGUGAUGUAACUGAUUCUGAAGGUUUUUUCACAUGUAAGAAUGAUGGUACCUCACCAUAUUGUUUCAACAACAUAUGUAGGACAAGAGGAAAGUUGGGCGAAAGCUGUCAACACAAAUCUGAUUCCUGUACCUCUCAAUUAAUUUGUAGGUCCAUUGGAGGAGCUCCAAAAACAUGUGAAAAUUAUGCACAAAAGAAUGAAAACUGCUCAUCCACUUCUGAUUGUGCUACUGGAUUAUUGUGCCUGUAUUCAAAGUGCACUAAUUUGAAUGGAAAAUCAGUGGGAGAGGCAUGUUUCUCCAACUCUGAAUGUGAUUCUGGUUUGUGUUACAAUAGCAUUUGCUCACUGAAUUACAAUACCUCUUCAUGCAGUACUGAUUCUGAUUGUAAUAUUUAUGAAAAUUCCAAGUGUUCCUGUGGUUCUGGAAGAUCUUCAUCAGAUUCCACAUUUGGAACUUGUGCUGGUUUGAAGAGAUGCAAUGUUUACCAACUCAUUCUUGAAAUCUGUCUUUCCAAUUAUGGAAGAGGAGCCUCUGUAACAACUAUUUUUGACAGACACAGCUCCAUUCACAAAGAUUGUGCCAAAGAAUUUUCUCAAUAUUAUUCAUGUUUGAGAAUUGGAAUUAGUGAAGCAGGUAAUGUUCAAUCUCUUUCAAUUUCUGGUUUAGAUGUCAACACUCAAGUUAAAGAUCCUGCAGUUGUCAAGAUUGCCCAAUGUAAUGCCUUUUUAAGUCACCAUCUGUCUGUUUGCUCUGGAUUUGGUGAUUGCAUUGCUGAUGGUGUUUGUAAAUGUUAUCCAGGAUAUACUGGAACUUAUUGUCAAACAAUUUACACACCUCAAAAAUCAUCAAUUAUUCCACCAACAAAUUCAAUUGGUGGGGAAAACCGCACUGCCCUACUAUCUGAAGGAAAGAAGAAUACCUAUUCAAACUUGUUGUGGAUUGUCUUAAUUUCAUUGAUUUUUAUUCCACAUUAA
Molecule: messenger RNA, 1935 nt
Organism: Naegleria gruberi
Lineage: Eukaryota; Heterolobosea; Eutetramitea; Acrasida; Naegleriidae
Exons: 1
Coding region: 1-1935 (644 amino acids)
Source: RefSeq, a predicted model, not a curated record